This is a messenger RNA of Knipowitschia caucasica, 2433 nucleotides long. The record is from the annotation of a GenBank genome assembly. NCBI's taxonomy places the organism in Eukaryota, Metazoa, Chordata, Actinopteri, Gobiiformes, Gobiidae.
AUGAAGAAUACGAGCUGUCAGCGCACGAGCUCUCACACGAGCAAGGACGCUGUGGACUUGUCCUUGUUUCCUGUGGAGAAUAUCAGAAACUUCUGCAUCAUAGCUCACAUUGAUCACGGGAAGAGCACUUUAGCUGACAGACUGCUGGAGCUCACAGGAGCAAUUUCAGCGAGGGAGAAGAACCGUCAGGUCUUGGAUCAGCUGCAGGUGGAGCGAGAGCGCGGCAUCACAGUUAAAGCCCAGACUGCGACUCUGUUCUACCACCACAAGGGGACGCCGUACCUGCUCAACCUCAUCGACACACCGGGACACGUGGACUUCAGUUAUGAGGUGUCCCGCUCUCUCUCGGCCUGCCAGGGAGUGCUGCUCAUCGUUGAUGCCAAUCAGGGGAUCCAGGCUCAGACUGUGGCAAACUUCUACCUUGCGUUUGAAGCCCAGCUCACCAUCAUCCCAGUCAUCAACAAGAUUGACCUGAAAAACGCUAAUCCUGAGCGAGUAGAGGCGCAGAUCCAGAAAGUGUUGGACAUCCCACAGGACGAGUGCAUCAGGAUUUCUGCAAAGCUCGGCACAAACGUGGAGUCUGUUCUGGAGGCGGUGGUGGAGAGGAUUCCUCCUCCUGCGGUCAGCCCCUCAGACCCGCUCCGUGCUCUGGUCUUCGACUCUAAUUUCGACCAUUACCGUGGCGUGGUUGCCAAUGUGGCCCUCUGUGGCGGCAGUGUCAAGAAGGGAGACCGAGUGGUGUCGGCACAUCUGAAAAAGAGCUACGAGGUCCAGGAGGUGGGGAUAUUGAGACCAGGAGAGCAGCCCACUGGGAAACUGUGUGCUGGGCAGGUGGGGUACAUAAUUGCUGGGAUGAAGGAGGUGAAGGAGGCACAGAUCGGAGACACUCUGUUCCACCAGGACCGACCAGUGGAGCCGUUACCCGGCUUUAAACGAGCGAAACCCAUGGUGUUCGCAGGGAUGUUCCCCAUGGAUCAGUCAGAGUACACGGCACUCCGCAGCGCCAUCGAGAGACUGACUCUGAACGACUCCAGCGUCUCCGUGCAGAGAGACAGCAGCAUGGCCCUGGGAGCAGGGUGGAGACUGGGGUUCCUGGGACUCCUUCACAUGGAGGUGUUCAAUCAACGUCUGGAGCAGGAGUUCAAUGCCUCUGUCAUCGUCACAGCACCAACCGUGCCAUACAAGGCCAUCCUGUCCUCCAGCAAGGCCAUCAAGGAGCAUGGCGCAGAGGAGAUCACCAUCGUGAACCCGGCACAGUUCCCUGAUCGCUCAUUGGUCUCAGAGUAUCUGGAGCCCAUGGUUCUGGGGACCAUCUUAGCUCCGGAGCUGUACACCGGGAAGAUUCUUAGUCUGUGCGCGAGCCGCAGAGGAGUCCAGAAGAGCCUGCUAUACCUGGACGAUCAGCGUGUCAUGAUGAAGUACGAGUUUCCACUCAACGAGAUUGUGGUGGACUUCUAUGACCUGCUGAAGUCGCUGUCCUCGGGAUACGCCAGGACCAAGGACGGGACCAAGGACGGGACCAAGGACGGGACCAAGGACGGGACCAAGGACGGGACCAAGGACGGGACCAAGGACGGGACCAAGGACGGGACCAAGGACGGGACCAAGGACGGGACCAAGGACGGGACCAAGGACGGGACCAAGGACGGGACCAAGGACGGGACCAAGGACGGGACCAAGGACGGGACCAAGGACGGGACCAAGGACGGGACCAAGGACGGGACCAAGGACGGGACCAAGGACGGGACCAAGGACGGGACCAAGGACGGGACCAAGAGGACAGGGGACCAAGGACGGGACCAAGGACGGGACCAAGGACGGGACCAAGGACGGGACCAAGGACGGGACCAAGGACGGGACCAAGGACGGGACCAAGGACGGGACCAAGGACGGGACCAAGGACGGACCAAGGACGGGACCAAGGACGGGACCAAGGACGGGACCAAGGACGGGACCAAGGACGGGACCAAGGACGGGACCAAGGACGGGACCAAGGACGGGACCAAGGACGGGACCAAGGACGGGACCAAGGACGGGACCAAGGACGGGACCAAGGACGGGACCAAGGACGGGACCAAGGACGGGACCAAGGACGGGACCAAGGACGGGACCAAGGACGGGACCAAGGACGGGACCAAGGACGGGACCAAGGACGGGACCAAGGACGGGACCAAGGACGGGACCAAGGACGGGACCAAGGACGGGACCAAGGACGGGACCAAGGACGGGACCAAGGACGGGACCAAGGACGGGACCAAGGACGGGACCAAGGACGGGACCAAGGACGGGACCAAGGACGGGACCAAGGACGGGACCAAGGACGGGACCAAGGACGGGACCAAGGACGGGACCAAGGACGGGACCAAGGACGGGACCAAGGACGGGACCAAGGACGGGACCAAGGACGGGACCAAGGACGGGAACUCUUUUUGA